Diospyros lotus (date-plum) is the source of this 5079-nucleotide messenger RNA. RefSeq names its product ABC transporter G family member 32-like. The record is from RefSeq and is a predicted model, not a curated record. The transcript has 25 exons. Bases 541 to 4521 code for a protein of 1326 amino acids. Gene Ontology annotation, molecular function: ABC-type transporter activity; ATP binding; ATP hydrolysis activity. Lineage: Eukaryota; Viridiplantae; Streptophyta; Magnoliopsida; Ericales; Ebenaceae. Gene Ontology annotation, cellular component: membrane.
CAGCCAACAAUGGAAGACUUAAGAUCUGGGCCAGAUCUUGACGUCAGUGGCCAACAGGAAGGCGGCGCAGCCGAUGAUGGACGGCGGCUGUGGUGGCUGACAGAUCUGGCGAGAACGCGGCCGGCGGUGGCAGUGGCGCGGCUGGAGCGGCAGCGACCUUAGGACGAGGGUGGCCAGAUCCGACUCCCCCUUCCCUCACGCCUCUGGCGAGGUCAAGGAUGAAGCGGUUCAGUGGUCGGAUCUGGGCGACAACAGCGGCGGUGGCGAUGGUAGCCGGCGACGGCGGGAUCUGCGUGGGCGAGGAGCAGAUCUGGUCGGUGAUGGCAGCGACAGCGUCGUGGCCGGAGAAGGGAGACGGAUCUGGUGACGGUGAUACAGUCCGAUGCAGCAGCAAGCAGGCCCGUGGUCGUCUUCGUCGACGAUGACGGUCGUUCCGGCAGCUGUCUCCGACGGCUGUUCGUCUUCCAACUUCUGCAGCGAUCUUUGGCUGCUUCUUGACUUCCGACUUCUGACGGUGGAGACCAAUUCUUGGGAGUUGAUAUGCAAUUCCCAAAAGUUGAGGUUCGAUUCCAAGACCUGAGAGUGGACGCUCAUGUCCAUGUUGGAAGUAGAGCACUGCCCACGAUUCCCAAUUUCAUUUUGAACAUGGCUGAAGCCUUUCUGGGACAAUUAAGGAUUUUUCCGCACAGAAGAAAGAAGCUAUCAGUUAUAAACAACAUCAAUGGUAUUAUUAGGCCUUCUAGAUUGACCCUUCUUUUAGGUCCUCCAAGUUCUGGUAAGACAACAUUGCUUUUGGCCCUUGCUGGACGUCCUGGACCAGGUCUGCAGAUGUCGGGCAGAAUUACCUAUAAUGGACACGAUUUAAAGGAGUUUGUUCCCCAAAGGACUUCUGCUUAUGUCAGCCAGCAGGACUGGCAUAUAGCAGAGAUGACAGUUAGAGAGACUCUCGAGUUCUCAGGACGCUGCCAAGGUGUUGGAUUUAAGCAUGAUAUGCUCUUGGAGCUUCUGAAAAGAGAGAGGGAAAGCAAAAUAGUACCUGAUGAAGAUCUUGAUAUAUUCAUCAAGGCAUUAGCACUUGGAGAAGAGAAGACGAGUCUUGUUGUUGAGUAUAUAAUGAAGAUUUUAGGGUUAGAUAUUUGUGCGGACACAUUGGUGGGGGAUGAAAUGCUUAAAGGAAUCUCAGGGGGCCAAAAGAAGAGGCUUACUACUGGUGAAUUGCUAGUUGGUCCAUCUAGAGUGCUUUUCAUGGAUGAGAUAUCAACUGGACUUGAUAGCUCAACAACCCAUCAAAUAAUCAAAUAUCUUAGAUAUGCAACUCAUGCUCUUGAUGGGACUACAGUUGUCUCCCUUCUACAACCAGAUCCUGAGACUUAUGAGCUGUUUGAUGAUAUUAUUCUUUUGAGUGAGGGUCAGAUCGUCUAUCAGGGACCUCGUGAAGCUGCUCUUGGAUUCUUUGCAUGUAUGGGGUUCCAGUGUCCAGAUAGGAAAAAUGCCGCAGAUUUUUUGCAAGAAGUUUUGUCAGAAAAAGAUCAAGAGCAGUAUUGGUUUUCUGAUAGACAUUACCAGUAUAUUACCGUGGCAAAGUUUGCUGAAGCUUUUAAUAAAUUUUGGGUUGGAAAUGCUUUGUCUCAAGAUCUGGCUGUUCCUUUUGAUAGACGUUAUAAUCAUCCCGCAGCUCUGUCAACUUCUAGUUAUGGUGUGAGCAGAUCAGAGCUUCUGAAGAUCAGUUUUUCCUGGCAGAUGCUGCUGAUCAAACGGAAUGCACCAGUCUAUAUUUUUAAAUUUAUACAGCUUUUUUUUAUUAUUGUUAUCAUGACAACAGUAUUUUUCCGGACAACAAUGCAUCAUAAUACAUUGGUUGAUGGAGGAAUCUAUCUUGGCGCACUCUACUUUGCAAUGGUCAUGAUUCUUUUCAAUGGGUUCAUGGAGGUCCCAAUGUUGAUAGCAAAACUUCCUGUUCUUUAUAAACACAGGGAUUUGCAGUUCUAUCCAUGCUGGGUUUAUACUCUUCCUUCAUGGAUUUUGAGCAUUCCAUUUUCUUUUCUGGAGUCUGCUAUCUGGGCGGCAGCUACAUAUUAUGCAGUUGGUUUUGAUCCCCAAAUAACUAGGUGCCUCCGCCAGUUUAUGGUAUACUUCUUUCUGCACCAGAUGUCAAUCGCUCUUUUCCGUGUGAUGGCUUCCCUUGGCCGCAACAUGGUAGUUGCCAAUACCUUUGGAUCAUUUGCCCUGCUGGUUGUCAUGGCUCUUGGAGGAUUUAUACUUUCAAGAGACAGCAUCCCAUCUUGGUGGAUAUGGGGUUAUUGGGUUUCCCCUUUGAUGUAUGCUCAAAAUGCAGCAUCUGUGAAUGAAUUUCUGGGGCACUCAUGGGACAAGAAAGCAGGGAACUACACAACUUUGCCUUUGGGUGAGAUGCUACUGGAAGCCCGAAGUUUAUUUCCAGAGAGCUAUUGGUUUUGGAUUGGCAUGGGUGCUUUGCUUGGUUAUACAAUAUUGUUAAAUAUCCUCUUCACACUUUCUUUGACUUACCUCAACCCCCUUGGAAGUCAUCAAGCUGUUGUUUGUAAGAGUGACCUGGAUGACAAAGGGAAGAGGGGUGAGGAGGAACGCGCAAUUGUUGAGCUACAAGAAUUUUUGACACAUUCGCACUCAUAUUCUGGAAGAGGCAUUAAAACGCAGAGAGGCAUGGUUCUUCCAUUUCAACCUCUUUCCAUGUCAUUCAGAAAUCUUAAUUAUUAUGUCGAUGUCCCUGGGGAGUUAAAGAAGCAAGGCAUAAUAGCAGACAGGCUACAGUUGUUAGUCAAUGUUACAGGAGCAUUUCGGCCAGGUGUGCUUACAGCUUUGGUUGGUGUCAGUGGGGCAGGUAAGACUACUCUAAUGGAUGUUCUAGCUGGUCGAAAAACUGGGGGUAUAAUUGAAGGGAACAUAUAUAUUUCUGGUUACCCCAAAAAGCAAGAAACAUUUGCUAGAGUUUCUGGGUAUUGUGAACAGAAUGAUGUUCAUUCCCCAUGCUUGACUGUUCACGAGUCACUUGUUUUUUCGGCUUGGCUGCGGUUACCUUCUCAUGUUGACUUGAAAAUACAAAAGAAGUUUGUGGAUGAGAUAAUGGAACUUGUUGAGCUCACUCCAUUAGGUAAAGCUUUAGUUGGUUUACCUGGUGUGGAUGGUUUAUCAACAGAGCAAAGAAAAAGACUGACAAUUGCCAUUGAGCUUGUUGCCAACCCUUCCAUUGUGUUCAUGGAUGAACCUACUUCAGGAUUGGAUGCCAGGUCUGCUGCUAUAGUCAUGAGAACAGUGAGGAAUAUUGUCAACACUGGACGGACGAUUGUUUGUACUAUUCAUCAGCCCAGCAUUGAUAUCUUCGAAUCCUUCGAUGAGCUUCUACUUAUGAAAUCUGGAGGGAAGCUUGUCUAUGCUGGUCCAUUAGGUACCAGAUCUCGUAACCUGAUUCAAUAUUUCGAGGCAGUUCAAGGAGUCCCAAAGAUCAGACCUGGUUACAAUCCUGCCACAUGGAUUCUAGAGGUCACUUCUCCAGCAGAAGAAAUUCGGCUAGGGAUCGAUUUUGCAGACAUUUAUCAUAGAUCAUGCUUAUUUCAGAAAAACAAAGAAAUAGUUGAAGAGUUAAGCAACCCAAAUAGGGAUGAAAAAGACCUAAGCUUCCCAUCAAAAUAUUCUCUGCCAUAUAUCUCUCAGUUUCUAACGUGUCUAUGGAAGCAAAACCUUUCAUACUGGAGAAAUCCCCAAUACACUGCUGUCCGAUUCUUCUACACUGUUAUCAUAUCAUUGAUGUUUGGAACAAUAUGCUGGAGAUUUGGUUCUAAAAGGGAUACCCAACAGGAUAUAUUUAAUGCCAUGGGAUCCAUGUAUUCGGCAGUCCUAUUUAUUGGAAUCACAAAUGCCACUGCUGUGCAACCUGUUGUCUAUGUUGAAAGGUUCGUUUCAUACCGAGAAAGAGCAGCAGGGAUGUAUUCAGCUGUCCCAUUUGCACUUGCACAGGUUGUCAUCGAGUUCCCUUAUGUGUUUGUACAAUCAGUGAUCUACAGCUCUAUUUUCUACUUCAUGGCCUCAUUCCAGUGGAACCCUUUCAAGUUUAUGUGGUAUUUAUACUUCAUGUACUUCACCUUGUUAUACUUCACCUUCUUUGGAAUGAUGACUAUUGCUGUCACACCCAAUCACAAUGUCGCUGCAAUACUUGCUGCUCCCUUUUAUAUGAUGUGGAACCUUUUCAGUGGAUUCAUGAUCCCUCACAUGAGGAUCCCUAUUUGGUGGAGAUGGUAUUACUGGGCAAGUCCAAUAGCCUGGAGUUUGUAUGGCCUGCUGACAUCCCAAUACGGGGACAUUGAAGAAACAGUGAAACUCUCGGAUGGAGUUCAGACAAUGCAGGUAAAGAAGUUACUCGAGGAUCAGUUCGGGUAUAGACAUGAUUUCUUGGGCAUUGCUGCUGCUGUUGUGGUUGGUUUCUGCUUGCUAUUUGCAGCUGCCUUUGCAGUUGCAAUCAGAUCCUUCAACUUCCAGAGGAGAUGAAGAGGAUGAACAAAACAUAGCUGAUUUCGACAUUUAACAUAUACGCUUUCCAAAUACAUAUUUUGAGCACAAAUAAGGAUCCUGUCUGCAUCAAUGACGACUAGAACUAUGCAGUGGAGAUUUCUUUAGUUCUUCAAAGGGCUGUAGUCAGUUUCUCAGCCAGUUGUAUGUGGAUUUAUGAAGCAUGAUGAGCAGAGCUGUAGCUUCUGUUAUGUUCAUGUUUAUGCAAUUCACUUGCUGGAUUCCGUGAGAGGGUUGGCAAUGGCAGUCCUCUCUAAACAGGGUAUGCAAUAUGCAACACUAUCUUCUCCUCCUCAUGAAAUCAAUAGCAAAGGAAAAGGAAAGAGAUGGUUGAGAUCAAUCCAAUGGAUGGGUUUUGUCUCUGAAUGAAUGACAUUAUGUUCUCCUAUAUGUUAGUCAAUUAUUUCUCAAAGUUGAGUCUGGUGUUUAAUUAAAGCCUAAUCAUGUUGUUCUUGUUAUUGCUUAUUAGUUGUUACAUUAUUAUUAAUUAUUCAAAGUUGAAAUAAAUAGUAUGCUACCACCGAGGUUUUAACUCCU